CCACCUCAAGCCAGGGCCAGUCUGACUUGACUGAGCUGCCAGGGCUCCCAGGAUCAUGACCUAUAAAAUGCUUCAAGUAGCCCUGUGUUCAACAUUGCUUAUAGGAGCACUAGGAGCACCAUUUUUAUGGGAGGACCCAGCAAACCAGUUCCUACAUCUCAAAAGACACAUAAAUUUGCAAGAUUACUGGGACUCAGAUCAUAGUCCAAAUGCAUGGGGGAAAACAUUGGCUGAUCAGGCUCUUGAAACAUGGCAUGCUUUGAAAACAACUGCCCAGUAUUAUUUGGGUGUGAAUAUCUUCACCUAUGACAUUUCCUCUGUCCAAUAAAUGUGCUCUACCGAUGAAAGCAGAAGAAGGAUGGUGGCAAUCAGCAUGGCAAUAUGCCAAACCCAUGGAAGAGCUGGGGGCAAAUCCAUGCCAUUUCUAGAUUAUUUAUUAUGUCUGUCUUAUAGAGUUGAUGAAAGGAGUAAUGAAAAUCCAUGUAAAGGCUUGGAACUAGAAGUUCUCAAUAAAUUGUAGCUCUUGAAACGAGAACCAAAUAAAAGUAUAGUAAUAAUAUUUACCCAAAUGUGAACUUUUGUGAGAAAAGAAAAGCAAAAACCAAAAAAAAAAAAAAAAUUAGUGUCAGUAGUUUAUACCUGUUGCUUCCUACUACCUUUUAUUUAAAAGGGCUACUUAGAAGUUUUGCAAAAUGUGUGCAAGUUUCUACCCUCUGUUCCAUAAUAUACUGAUUUUGUUUUAACUUCAAGUAGUCAUUGUAACUUAUUGUC
Messenger RNA from Lepus europaeus (European hare), 771 nucleotides. It is a transcript of the gene C2H3orf85, whose product is annotated as chromosome 2 C3orf85 homolog. Bases 56 to 328 code for a protein of 90 amino acids. Lineage: Eukaryota; Metazoa; Chordata; Mammalia; Lagomorpha; Leporidae. The record is from RefSeq and is a predicted model, not a curated record. The transcript has 4 exons.